AUGCGCACGUGCGUACUUCGGGUUGGGACCAACAUGUGUUCGAUGCCUCGGCUCUUAUUUGCCUGCGUUGCGGGUGCGUCUGCUCUGCACGUCAUGGACGAGCCGUCCACGACGACGGUCGUCCAGGACGAGCGACGAGUUUUGCUGCUCGGCUGUUCGCUGGACCGGAAUGCGCUUAUGGAGUUCUGCGACGGCCAUGGCGAGCAAACCGAUUAUCCAGUGGAGUCCGCUUGGUGUAUCAACGAAGACCUCCACCUUAAAAUGGGCUACAUAUACCACCCUGGUGUUGGGGCCAAUGGUGACCUUCAUAAACCGACCGCACUCGCGAAGGGUCCGUCGACCGGCGCAAUCUUGAAAACAUAUGCGAACGCGACGUCCUUCUAUAUGCUCAACGGGAACCCCCACCUGGUCGUGGUGGAUAGCUCGUUGUGGGACCUAUUGGUGUGGAGGCUUGGCACCCUCGGUGACCGACACGGGAUGUCAGCCUCUGAAGCAAAGGUUCCUCCACCGAAGAAGGUGACCCAGGAGCGCGUGCAGCAGUGGUGCUCGCACGACCUGCCUGGCUUGCUGCAGAGAGUGUCUGAGAUCUUUCCGACAAGCCGCAUCGCCUUCCGGACUGCCCCGACGAUCGAUCACACGCCCACGCACGAAAAGUUUGAGAAGCGCGACAUCGCAUUGCUUUACAAGUGCAUCAGCUCGUCCACGACCAAUGGGAUGCUGUUUGGCAAGUACGAGGUCAUCGAUUACCAUGCGAUCAUGGCCAAGCUAAUCAAGCGCAAGGUGCCCAAUUUAUACAGAAUUGACGGCUACCACCCGAGCGAGUACCCCUCGAGACUCUACGUCAACGAGAUUCUCCGGCGCGUUGGCAUGAAUCCGCAGGACCCUCCAGAACCGACGCUCGAGGACGAGAGUACAGCACGCAAGGCGAGGUUCGAGAAGGCAGGCCAAGGCGAUGCCAAUGACUUGGAGGACCUGACAGACUUGAUGUGA
Molecule: messenger RNA, 990 nt
Organism: Prorocentrum cordatum
Lineage: Eukaryota; Dinophyceae; Prorocentrales; Prorocentraceae
Source: the annotation of a GenBank genome assembly